CCUCGGCUCGACGCAACUUGCCCGUGUAUUUAAGCACUCGCCGCCUGCCAAACAUCUCUCUCGGCCACUCAACAAGUUCGUGCGCUCCAAUCCGACUAAUUUCGGCUCAAACAAUCGUUAGAAAAUAUAAUUAGAGAGGAUGAGGCCAGGAAUUGCAGCCAGCCUGUUCGCGCUUAUCACAUUAUGCCUGAUGGCCUGCGCAAAUGGAUCCCCCCUAAUCAAUCCAAGCAACGAAGUAAUAGAGACGGACAUGGAUCCUGAAUUGAUGCUCCAAAUUCUGGCUCGCUUGGGACAGUCGAUGUUGAGGAAUCAAGAAUUGGAGAGAAUUUACACCCCAAAGAGCUCAAAACGAGGCCUGGAUUUCGGCAUGAGCCGUGGCUUCUCGGGCUCGCAGACGGCCAAACACCUGCUCGGACUGGCGGCCGCCUCUUACGCAGGCGGGCCCGGCCGCAGGAAGCGCGACGCGGCACCAUUCACCAACUAAUCCCUCCUAAUUAUUCGCACCCACUACAGAAUCUCUUCAUCCCACCCUUUCCCCAGGCAGGCUUACCCGAAAAAAAUCAGAGAGGCGGUCGGUGUCUGCCUUUUCCUCCAGAGGAAAUUUCUUUCUCUGUCUCAUUAUUCACGACGGCCAAAUUAAGUUCUCUCCCCCAGAGGCUCCUUAUUUUUCCUCCAAUAUUAUCCAUCCCUCAUGGUCCUGUUGGUAUUCACCAGAUUCGUACAUGUUUUAGCAAAGCAGAUCGAUGCUCUCGGCGUAGUGAGUGUAUAUUUUUGUCUCUCCGAUAGCAACUCCUUUUUCCUUAGUCGCCGAGCAGGAUUGAUUGUAUGUAAUAUAUAUCAAUGUAUUCGAGAUCUUUCCCAUUUCCCACUCCGCCGUGUAGUGUGAUUAGUAACCGCGCGCAGCGAAUUAGCGUGCGCAUCACUAUAGGAGCAUGAUUGCGAUCCUGGCCAAACCCUUCACCCGUUCGUUGCAAAAUAUUACCUCUCAAUUCUAAUAUUGUAUCGGGCCUCGACGUCAAAUUCUACAUACACACAUUAUGUAGCGCACAGUAAGUCUGUAUCAAGGUUUAUCAAUAAAAGUCUAAUAUAUGCAGCCACAGUA
This is a messenger RNA of Cloeon dipterum, 1102 nucleotides long. RefSeq names its product diuretic hormone class 2 (gene Dh31). The transcript has 5 exons. NCBI's taxonomy places the organism in Eukaryota, Metazoa, Arthropoda, Insecta, Ephemeroptera, Baetidae. Bases 140 to 484 code for a protein of 114 amino acids. The record is from RefSeq and is a predicted model, not a curated record. Gene Ontology annotation, biological process: body fluid secretion. Gene Ontology annotation, molecular function: G protein-coupled receptor binding; diuretic hormone activity.